Tarenaya hassleriana is the source of this 1115-nucleotide messenger RNA. RefSeq lists its product as uncharacterized. The coding region runs from base 216 to 740 and encodes 174 amino acids. The transcript has 2 exons. The record is from RefSeq and is a predicted model, not a curated record. Lineage: Eukaryota; Viridiplantae; Streptophyta; Magnoliopsida; Brassicales; Cleomaceae.
CCCUUCGCAUCCUCAAGAAACGCGUUGUUCCCUCUCGGCCCCAACCCAAAUCUCUUUGCGAGAGUGAGAUAGAGAGAAUUAGGGUUAGGGUUUGCAGACAAGCGGAGGAAGGAACAUCCCAGGUUCCAUAGAGAUCGGAAAUCUCCUCUUUACUUCCUCCCUCUCUCUACGCGAAUCCAUUGUUUGUUGAAUCACGACGAGAUCUCCCCGAAAAAAUGAGGCAACCCCAAGCAUUUCCCAUCGCAGAAAACGACGCCGCCGACGAUAUGCACGAGGCAAUGUUGACGAAGAGGGGAUGCUGUUUCAUAUUGCCGUGCCUGGGCUCAUCUCAGCCAUCCGACGCCGGAUCCGUCUGGUGGCAGCGGAUCAGGACCGCCGAUAAACGCGAGGCCGACGAGCGCUGGUGGAUCCGCGGAUGGCGGAAGCUCCGGGAAUGGUCGGAGCUCGUCGCCGGGCCCAAGUGGAAGACAUUCAUCCGCCGCCUCGGCCGCCACCGCAGCUGUUGUGGCGGAGGAAUCUCGGCCCGACCCGAUCACGGGACAUACCGGUACGAUCCGUUGAGCUACUCGUUGAACUUCGACGACGGAGGAGCGGGGCCAAACGGCCAUUUCGACGAUGGGGUUCCCUACAGAGAUUUCUCGGCGAGGUUCACCGGACCGCCGUCGCUGCCGGUGUCAACAAAGUGCUCCAUUGAUUUCGACAACGAUUUUGCCGCUCACGCGCCGCAGCUGUCCAAGUGAGAGUGACGCGCUUUGUCAUUUUCUUCAGGGGGCUGUCAUAUAACGUGCGCCGCACCGGUUGUGCCGGGGAGAUCGGAGGCCAUGAGAAUAUAGCGUUGACUUUUCUUUGCAACAGAUAAAGUAUUCUAUACAUUUUUGCUUCUUCGUUCUUUCUGGUGCCUCUUUGGUGUUUGUUCUCCUUAAAAUGCAAGGCGUUUUUAUUCUGCCAUUAUCUCUUCUAUCAAGCGUGGGAAAUUCUUCAUGUGUAGAGAAAGAAAGGCAGUCAUGUUCUAAUCCUGCUUUUAUUGGGGACAAGAAAAACACUUGUAUUGAUUUUACAAGUAAACAAUGUUGAAUCCACCGGCUAAAAUUUAAAAAAUAGUACUUUUGCUUUUA